Psylliodes chrysocephalus is the source of this 7710-nucleotide messenger RNA. Lineage: Eukaryota; Metazoa; Arthropoda; Insecta; Coleoptera; Chrysomelidae. The record is from the annotation of a GenBank genome assembly.
CGCGUAUUUCGAGAUGAAUCCGUGUGUUCGACGUCGCGAUCUGUAGUUUCGCUUCGCCAUUUCAAAAACCGACUUAAGUGCGGAUGUUCAGCCCGAGCGUCGCUGCCUGCUGCUGCUACGGCUCCUGCUACUGCUUCACUUGGCCCUGACAUUGCGCUGCCGUCUGAACAUAAAAAAAACAAACAAAAAAAAAUCAGUUACAUUGUGCGUAGCGCCGGCACGAUGAGGCGUCAAAAGCUUUUUCGAAAAUUUAAUGAGCUGUGACAAAACUGUGUUAAAAAACAUGGCCGAAUCUGGAAUCGACAUAGGAUAUGAUCUUUCUGCGCUUCUUUCUGAGGAUUUUGAUAUAGAAAGUGCUAUAGAUUUUGACGAUUUGUUAGGAACACCGAAAAAUAAGGAGUUUUAUGAACUGACGUCUAAAACUAUGCCUGUUUUAGAAAGUACACCAAACCUGAAGACCAUCAACCCGGUGUCCAGGACACAAUUGAAGCUCCAGUUGAUGAGAGAUCAAGCCCUUUACGAGCAACAGAAGCAAAACCAAGAAAAAACCCAACGACCACCACCUCACCCCCAACAUCCACCGAUAGCAACAAACAACUUAAUUCAAAGUCCUGUUAAAGUACCAUUAAAUAGUAUAGCAGAAGUUCCUCCGCAAGUCCUUCAAGUACAAACAAAGUUAGCGAAUCCAACGAAGUACCAUGUGAUGCAAAAGCAAAAAAACCAAGUGAAGCAGUACCUCAGUGAAUCGUUUCAAGUUUCUAGUGAUGUGCCGCCUAAUGAUAGGCUGAAUCAGACUCAUAGUGCUCCAACUUGUGGUACCGCGACCACUCAAUACAACGGUGCUACGAAUAUUUCUAGUUCGCAGGGAUACUAUCCACAUGGAAAAGUGUUGCCCAACUAUGAUAUACCCGUUUUAUCGCCAGCGCUUAGUUCGGGAGCUACCAGUUGCACAUCUGAGGCUGAAGAGCUUAUAGACGAUCUAUUAUCUCUAGAAUCCAGUUCUCUAGCUUCUGAUGGCUUUAAAACGGAUAAUUCCCUUACCGGAAGUGAUCUCAAUAUCAAAAAUGAGCCCUAUCUACUUAGUGAUGCUGAAUUACACGCUCUCGCCAAAGACCGUCAAAAGAAAGACAAUCAUAAUAUGAUUGAACGAAGGAGAAGAUUUAACAUAAAUGAUCGAAUCAAAGAAUUGGGAACGUUACUGCCGAAAAAUAACGAUCCUUACUACGAAAUCGUCAGGGACGUCCGUCCCAACAAAGGAACAAUCUUGAAAUCAUCGGUCGAAUAUAUAAAAUGUCUGAAAAACGAAGUGCACAGGCUAAAACAACAAGAGGCUAGACAGAAGCAAAUGGAAAGCAUAAAUAGAAGACUACAAUUACGAGUACAGGAGCUUGAAAGACAGGCGAAAUCUCACGGUCUUCCGGUUUCCGACUUCAACUGGCAAAAUAUUUCAGUCACCUCACCUCCUCCGUACAAUUCGUACAGCAAUCAGCAGAACUCACAUUCUGUAACAACUUUAUUACCUCCAAUCGUCUUACAGGAUCCUUGUCGAAAAAUGCCGGAUGUGAUAUCUGACGCGUUAUCAGAGGCUUCCUUAAACCUUUCAGCUAUGGAAGAGGGUAUGGACGAUGAUGACCUUGUAUACGGAGUGAAUGGCGAUCCUAUGUUGUCUUCGCCGAACGCUCUGCAUACGGACGCCCUAUUGGCGUCUCCAGCGCAUCCAGGUUCCGGAGAUCCUCUUCUUUGCGAACAACGUCUUCCCACACCAACUCCUACCAGUCAUAUUGACCAAGACGUGGACACGCUUGAUAUGGAUAUGAUAGCAUAGUGAAUAGUGAUACAUUUGUAGAUUUAUAGACUAUGGCAGGUGAAAACGUUUAUAUUGGUCUCUGGAGCUUGAAACAUCCCUGUUAAAUUUUAUUUAGGUUUAUAAAAAUGGGAGCAAAUAAUCAAGGACUUAAAUUAUUUUGUUUGCUGCUUAAAAUUGUUAUAUUCUCCCACAACUUCCAGUUGGUUAAAUAUAGAUAUUUUUUAUGAAAUGUUGUUUCCUAAGUAGCUAAUGCCUUUAAAGGCGAUAGGUAUGUAAAAUAUUCCAUUUAAUAAUUAAUAGUACAAAUAAAGACAGGGAUAUAGGUGCAAGGUGGCUAUUUCAUUUGCAACAAAAUGAACUAGCUCUAAUUCACAUCUGUCGUAAGGAGCGAUGUAACUUGUUCUGGAGGCUAAUAUAGAAGAAUGUGGAUUGCGAAGUAUCCCCUAUGGUGUUCUGUUUUUCAUUUGUCCAAGAAUUUUAAUUCUUACCUACAUGUUUAGUAGUAGGUGUUUUUUUAGUUUAUCUGUUUAGAUAUCUAGGUAUUAUGUCUAUCGACUAUGAAUCAGGAAUUAUUUUUGAUUCUCAAUUUUGUUUUUGGAUCCAAAUACUUAUUAAUUAAUUAAUUAGUUAAAAAGCGCUAUUUGCAUCACGUAAUUUUCCAUUAUUUAUAUAACCGAUAAUAGCGAAACUCUGAAUUCAUCAUAAAUUUGUUAAUUAUAAAUACAGAGUGUCUCAUUAGUGCGUAAUUGUUCGAUAUUUAAAUCAAAGUUUUAUGGAUUUAAAAAAAUAUUUUUGGAUGUAAAGUGAGUGUUACUUUUUUACCUUACAAAUAAAAAAAUAUUUUAUUUCAAAAUUUCGAAUAGCCUGGUAAUGCUGUAUUCAAGCCUAGAAUAUUUUUGAAAAAUACUGCCAAGCAAUUAAUUUGGUUUUUAUACCGAGUUUAUACUCAUUUUUUUUUUAAAUGUAACGUGCUGUAUAUUAUUUUAGUAUUACAUUCGUUUGAAGACAUUAUAAAAUAUCUAUUCGUUAGCUUGGUACCUUAUAAAGUCCGUAAUUUAAACAUGUUUGAUAUAAUUGCUAACCUACCUAUUUUGUAAAAAUAUUCUGAGGCUCCAAAGUGGCUAUUCUAAAACUGAAAUAAAAUAGAUUUAGAAUAAAUUUGUUAAGUUUCAGAGUUUUGUUAUUUGUUACCACAUUUACCUUUAGAAAAAUUGUCAAUACUAAAUACGGUAUUAUAAAGUGUGAUUUUUUUAUAUUUAUAUAUUAUUAACUUAAGAAAUAUAUUUUAUCUUUCGUAUUAUAUCAAUACUUUGUAACAGACAACAUGCUUGAUUAUCGCAAACAGCGCUGAACAAAUUUUAAUAGCGCUUUAUGUCGAAAAUUCCGAUUUUAAAUAAAUAUCAAUAUCAACAUAUUGGUAUUCACAGAUAUAAUAAAUCAAAAACCAUUAGAGGUGUAAAAAAAAUAUUUUGUUAAAUUAAAAAAUGGAUAUAAGUAAAAAUUAUCCAAAAAGUCGUAUAUGUAUAUAAUCCACGAGUUUUUCUUUUAUCACGGUUACAUAGAUACAACUGCUUAAUUUCACACGACAGAAAAAGUCGUCAACGCAAUUUUUUAUUAUUGUCGAAGCAAAUACUGUUCAUAAACUUCAAAAUUGCGUAAAGUAAAUAAUAAAAAUUCCCAUAUGAUGCGGACUUUAACGGACGAUAACACUGUAUAUAUUAUCAUUAUCUUCUUUACCAUUGUCAAUAUAUACAGUACUUAUUAUUUUGUAUUAGGCAUAGCCGUGCUUUCACAGCCAACAUGUGGCAACUACGAUAUCCCCGCUAUCGUUAUGCUCUCUGGCUUCGUGACUAACAUUCGGUUCGGCAUAAGAAAAAAUCGACUCAAUAUUAGUCUUAGAUUAUGUCACGACAUUACAAAUCACCAUAGAGGGAUAAUUUGUCCAACACAUAGGAAAAUAAAUAAAAGUUAUAAGAAAAUUUGCGACCAGUUUUAGAACAAUGCAAUAUUAUUAUUAUCAUCAUUAUCAUCAUCAUCAUCGGUAUCGGCUAUAUACUUUCCCCAUAAUGCGCUCUAUUCUUUACCAUUUCAAUUUUUUUUAACUUCAAUCAAGAUAUGAAUAUGAAGAUUCCACCUCUUACUUAUUUCUUCUGAAUCUAUCUGUAUUGAAGCUCUAAGGCUUAUUGUACCCCUCACAUAUUCUACCCCAUCAGGUUAAUAUUCUUGAUGAAUUCAAGAAUAUGUCUGAUGGGUGCUUUCCCGAUUUCUUCGGAUUCCUGAUAUUGUACUUCGAAAUGCUAUUCCCGUUCCCAUUCAAGGUUCUGUCAAAGGCAUAGUAUGUAAAAAGGAGUUUCAGAGUCGUAAAAUAUCCCUAAGAGAUUUCGGUGCUUCUAAGCUUGCAGUAAGGCUUAGAAGUUGAUUUUGUCUGCUCUUGGAUGGACCCUCUAUGAAUAUUCUGAAAGGCCUGAGUCCAGGAAGUUCCACCCAUAUCUUAUGGUGUUCUCUUAUUACGUGUUUCAUUAGCAUUCCUUUAUAAUGUUGAUAUGAAAUAUCAUAGUGGGUUCUGGUCCAAUUUGGGUUUUAUCAGCUCCCUUCCUAGCUAGGAGGUAUGCUUUCUCGUUUCCCAAAACUCCCUUAUGCACCUAUUCAAGUCUAACCUUAUUAUGUUCUGCCAGGGCCUUAAGCCAGUGACGUUGGCAGUUCAAUACUAAUUUGGAUUGUACUUAUACCCUUUUCACUGAUUUAAGGGUUGUCUGCUUGUCUGUCCUAAUAAAGGUGAAGAAGAGCGAAAUAAUAAGUACUUCAGUGUGUAAAGAAUUUAAUGUUUUAAUAAUAUUCGGCUGAGAGCUCUCGGCUUAUAAAUCCAUGUUCAAAACCUUCCGAAACAGUGUUAUAUGUUAACAAGCUUUCAUAUUAUAAAUCCAUGAUCAAAACCUUCCUCAAAUGUGUUAUAUGUUAACAGUGAAUUAAAAGAAAAUGUAAUUACAAAACUUACAUCUACUAGAUCUUUAUCUUUAUCGGUUGUAAGCAGGUAAGGUUAGGUUUGGCCCAGAACACUGCGGCCUCUUGGGUCUAUUGUAUUCCCCCGCUUUCCCCGUAUUCAGGUACUAUCUUUCGAAUAGUCCUGUGUCAUUGGUUAGUUUUAAUAGAUUUUCUACCAGGUGUUCCUGGGGCGUCCUUUCCGGUUCUAGGCCGAAAAGGAUGAAACGUCGCCUAUUAAGAGCUUCGCAUUCGAAGAUCACAUGGUAUGAGGUUUCUUCCUCUUCCAUUCAGAGUCUACACGUAGUGGGAUCAUUGUGUAAUCCCAUCACAUGAAGGUGUUUCAGCAAACAGUGCCCCGUUAGUAAUCCCACAAUGGUGGAUAUCUGAGGCCUUGUGAGUUGUAGUGCCUCAGUAGCCAUGCGUGGGUUUGGUCCCCUUAGCAUGAGCUUACUGAUUCUAUGCCCUCUUAUUUGUUGCCAGUGAAUUUGGUGUUUUGUGAUUAUCCACCUGUUCACUGCCUGUCGAGGAGAGGUUUUGCUUAUCCCAAAUACAGGUUCGGGUCCUGCGAAUGGUAAAUCUGAUCUCUCUUUGGCGAGUUCAUCAGCCUUUUCAAUUCCUUGGAUACCUUUGUGCCCUGGUACCCACGCUAGUUUAACCUUGUUGUGGGUUGCCAGAUCAUUUAGUAUUCCAAUGCAGUUCCAGACAAGCUUUAACUUGAUUCUGUUUGAAUCAAGAGCCUUUAAGGCUACUUGGCUAUCUGAGAGAAUUAGGAUGGUUUGUUAUCUACUAGAUACCACCACAGGAUAUCUUAGACCGAAUAAAAACAUUUGGAAAUUAAAAUUAUUGAAAAUACAUGACAAAAGGGUCCAAACCUUAGUUGUCUGUUGAGUUAGUGAAAUACCAAUAUUGUAUAAUAAAAUGAUUAUUGGAAAAUAUAGAUCGCUGCCUGCGAGGCAUGACAGAUGACAAGCGUUCAUUGUAUAUGGUACAGAGUGCAUUUAGAAAAUUCGCACGGCGCGUCUGAGGUUUCUAAACGCACUCCAGAUAAGACAUAUUAAAUUGACGUUGACAAAUAAAAGAGGAACGUUGGUGAAUGGUUCUGAAAUCAACCGAACUGGAACGUACAGAUUCACCAAAAUAAAUAAAAUAGUAAGAGGAUAUGAUCCAAACAAAGGUCCGAAGAAAACGAAGCAUACUUGAUUUCAGAUACUAUUGUACAACUCAAUUUGUGUAGUAGAAUGGAGAGCUCUGAUUCUACGAGCCUUGGAGUUCUAUAUUCGUGACUAGACCAUGGCCACCCAUAUAUGGCAUCUAGUCGAAGAAUGAAUGGUAAAUUAGAAAGAAAGAACAGAAGAAGUUUUUUGGAAAAGUGAAAGGAACUAGUAAAGACAAAUUAGAUUCAUAAUAGGCAGCAACAAAGUUGAACAAAGCACCUAUGUUCGCAUUUUACGACACAACUGUUUGCUGGGGAGCUUAUUCUGCAACCACGCACCCACGGUGGUUAUGAUGAUAAGUAUGGUCCCGUUUGGUGAACUACAAAAAAAUAAUUUUAAUUUCCAAAUGUUCUUAUUCAAUCUAAAAUUUUCUGUGCUGAUAUCUAGUAGGCAUAGGUUUUGUAAUUAUAUUCUAUUUUAAUGUAAAGUGACCAUAUUUUGAAAAGUAGAAAGCGGGACAAAUCGAAAACAGUCGACGGUCGUUAAAGACUAAAACACAAAAUCGGGACAAAAUCAUUUUUAAUCAGACAAAAGCGGGACAAAAUUGUUUUUAAUCGCCCAAAAGCACGGCGACAUUUUUUUUAGUCUGACAAAAGCGGGACGAAAUCGGAUUAUAUAUAUAUUAUAUUUAAAAUCGGGACGGAUGGUCGCUUUAUUUUAAUAAACUGUUAAUGUAUUACACCUUUUAGGAAGACUUUGAUAGCUUUAUAAGCCGAACGCGCUCAGCCGAAUAUUAAAUAAAAAUUUAAAUUUUUUUACACACUGAAGUACUUAUUCGACUCUUAACCUCAUAUUUAGUGUGUGUAGGUACACCAUUCCCUGCUUUCCUAUAUAUCAUAUGUCUUAUAGAGCCAUUUAACAUAACCUGGGCAGAGGCAUUUAUUGCUGCUACUUCAGCCAGGAAGACUGUUGCCAGUGACCUUAGGUUUAAAAUUAUGGUCCUCCCUGAAAUGGCAUGGUAAAUCUUUUGCUGUUUUUCAUUUUAGAACCGUCUGUAUACCAGAUUGAUUCAUUUUGGAUUUCCCUUCAUUAUACAACUCUACUGACUAUUUAGUGGGGUGUCUUCUUCUCUGGCCAACAGCACCAUAUCAUCUGCAUGCAUUAAACAUGUUCUGAACCAUUUAAUUGUUUUUAGAACAAUUAUCUCUAGUAAUUGAUGGUAUUAUUAUAUAAUAAGUGUCAAGUUGAUUAAAGUUAUCUUAAAUCUAGUACCUGUACUUUCAUGAUUUAAUUAUUAAUUAAGCGAUUUAAAUUAUGGGAGAUUUUUUUUUAAAGUUUUGGGUUUGAAAUUAAAUAAUUGUAUCUAUUUAAACAUGUUAUUGUUGUAAGCGAUAAAUGAAUAAAAAUACCAGUACUUGUAAAAAAAUACAAUUAGUUUUAUUAAAUUUUAAUAUAAAUACAAGCAAUUCGUAGUAAUAUAGAUUUUAAUUUACCCUUGGACUUGUUAAAAAAAAAUUAGGCUGCUAUGUACUUUUUUUACUCUUCCAAUACUGUAAAAAGGCUACUUAAAAAUAAAAGUGCCUAUUUUUUUUAGCUCAAAUAUAGUUGCAUUUUGUUAUUACUGUUAGAUAAAAAAAGCCAAAUAUUGUAUUUAAUAAAAAAAUUGAUGUGAUGUGAUUGGGGAGAUAUUAUGACCGCUGUUAUUCUGUUUUAGACUUUUAAAUAUUGUUUGAGAUUAUGUUGUUUUAAAUAAAUACCUGAAAUUAA